GUUCCGCGGGGGCGGCGGCGCGAUGGCGGCCGCGGCGGAGGCCUGGCCCGAGCUGGAGCUGGCCGAGCGCGAGCGGCGGCGCGAGCUGCUGCUGGCCGGGCCCGGGCUGGAGCAGCGCGUGCGCGCGGCGGGCGGGCGGCUGCCGCCGCGGCUCUUCACGCUGCCGCUGCUGCACUACCUGGAGGUGAGCGGCUGCGGGAGCCUGCGCGAGCCGGGCCCGGGCCUGGCGCGGGGCCUCCCGGGGCUGCACAGCCUGGUGCUGCGGCACAACGCGCUGGGGCCCGGCCUGAGCCCCGAGCUCGGCCCGCUGCCCGCGCUGCGCGUGCUCGACCUGUCGGGCAACGCGCUGGAGGCGCUGCCGCCGGGCCGGGGCCUGGGCCCCGCCGAGCCGCCCGGCCUCCCGCAGCUGCGCAGCCUCAACCUCAGCGGCAACCGGCUGCGCGAGCUGCCCGCCGACCUGGCGCGCUGCGCGCCGCGCCUGCAGACGCUCAACCUCACCGGCAACCGGCUGCGCGCCUUCCCCGCCGCGCUCUUCGGCCCCGGCGCGCUGCCGCUGCUCAGCGAGCUGGCGGCCGCCGACAACUGCCUGCGGGAGCUCAGCCCCGACAUCGCGCAUCUGGCCUCGCUCAAGACGCUGGACCUGUCCAACAACGAGCUAAGCGAGAUCCCGGCAGAGCUGGCCGACUGCCCUAAGCUCAAGGACAUCAACUUCCGGGGGAACAAGCUGCGGGACAGGCGCCUGGAGAAGAUGGUCAGCGGCUGCCAGACCAGGUCCAUCCUGGAGUACCUGCGCGCCGGGGGCCGUGGGGGCCGGGGUCGGGGCAGGGCCGAAGGCCCCGACAGGGAGGAGGCUCGCAGGAAGAAGCGGGAGCGGAGGAAGAGGGAGGGCGGCGAGGGCGAGGAGGCGGCGGUGGACGAGGCCAGCCGGCUGCUGCUGCGGGUCCUGCACGUGUCCGAGAACCCGGCCCCGCUGACCAUCAGGGUGAGCCCCGAGGUCCGGGACGUGCGGCCGUUCAUCGUGGGUGCCGUGGUGCGGGGCGUGGACCUGCAGCCCGGGAACGCGCUCAAGCGGUUCCUCUCCUGCCAGACAAAGCUGCACGAGGACCUUUGUGAGAAGAGGACCGUGGCCACCAUUGCCACCCAUGACCUCAGAGCUGUCCGGGGCCCCCUGCUGUACAGCGCCCGCCCGCCGCAGGACCUCAAGAUCAUCCCCUUGGGGCGCCGGGAGGUCAAGGCCAAGGACCUGGUGCGGCAGCUGCAGCUGGAGGCCGAGGAGCACCGGAAGCAGAAGAGGAGGCAGAACCUGUCGGGUCUGCACAGGUACCUUCACCUGCUGGAUGGGAAGGAGCAGUACCCAUGCCUCGUGGAUGCAGAUGGCGACGUGAUUUCCUUCCCGCCCAUCACAAACAGCGAGAAGACGAAGAUUAGGAAAACCACUUGUGAUCUGUUUGUGGAAGUGACGAGCGCCGCCAGCCUGCAGGUUUGCAAGGACAUUAUGGACGCCCUCAUCCUGAAAAUGGCAGAAAUCAACAAAUACACUUUGGAAAGUAAAGAGGAAGGCUCCCUGUCCGACCCUGAAGCCGAUGCCAUUCCUGGACAGGCCUCAGACCCCAGGGCGGCCCCAGGGGCCCAGCCGGCCGGCAGCACCCCGCUACUGGUGGAACAGGUGCGGGUGGUGGACGAGGAGGGGCACCUGAAGGUGGUGUAUCCGUCCAAGACGGACCUGGACCUCGCCGCCGCCCACGUGACCGUGCUCCGCUGACGGCCGGGCCGCCGCCCAGGCUCCCGGGGGUGCGCCGUCAGCCGCGCCGGCUCUUCAGGGCUUCCGUGUGGUGAUAUUAAAUUAUUCCUUCACUGCGGUA
Molecule: messenger RNA, 1862 nt
Organism: Hippopotamus amphibius kiboko
Lineage: Eukaryota; Metazoa; Chordata; Mammalia; Artiodactyla; Hippopotamidae
Gene: LRRC47
Product: leucine rich repeat containing 47
Exons: 7
Coding region: 23-1762 (579 amino acids)
Biological process (GO): phenylalanyl-tRNA aminoacylation
Molecular function (GO): RNA binding; phenylalanine-tRNA ligase activity; protein binding
Source: RefSeq, a predicted model, not a curated record